Messenger RNA from Cordyceps fumosorosea ARSEF 2679, 2172 nucleotides. RefSeq lists its product as hypothetical. The transcript has 2 exons. Lineage: Eukaryota; Fungi; Ascomycota; Sordariomycetes; Hypocreales; Cordycipitaceae. Bases 1 to 2172 code for a protein of 723 amino acids. The record is from RefSeq and is a predicted model, not a curated record.
AUGACAUCCAUGGGGUGCCAUGAGGAAUCGCUACAUUAUUUGAACCACAUCAAAGACUUCUGGCACUCCGUUUUUGACGGCAACGAGAGCGCUAUGAUGAAACUUGACCGAACGUCGUUGGAAGCGCUGCAACUGAAGGCGCCCGGAGCCUGCGAAAAGCACGCGCGCGACCUGCACGCGCGCGUCCGCAGCGGUGACAUCCUCGGCGCUUUCAACGAGGCUGAGCGAGAGAGAAUUUGGUCUAAAAUACGUGAUGCCACCGUUGACUGUACGGUGCCAUCACUCAAUAGCUUUUUCGAGGAUCGCAAGUACAUCGAGGAUGCAGCGCAUUGUAUCAAGAUGCUAUUGCCCCCGGGACGCCACAAGACCAUCCGCUCCGCUCUGGAAGAUGCGUAUCCCGAAGUGGACGAGCAGGGCACAGAAUGUCUGGUGCAGGUGUCCAGCUCUUCAUUCAAAGCGGUUGCGACGGAUGGAACAGAUCAUUUUGACCUGGCCUACCGGCAACUAUGGCUGUAUGCUCGCCGCCACUUCGAAGAUAUGCCCCACGAGCGGGAGCAGAUAGUUGCAGGCUACAAGACUGCCGGUGUUGAUGAGAUGGUGUUGUUUGAUUUCGCGUCGCUCGCGUACAAGCUUGGAUUCAGAACCACAGAGAUUGAAAGGCUGCUGAAGGGUAACCCGGACCGCCAGAUUGCGCACCGGCUACUGAAGAUGGCACGAAAACCAGACCAGUUCUAUUUCGAAGAUAUAGAGUCUAGUAUCUCUGCAGUCACGACUGUGAUGGAAGCGGCCCGUCCUAUUUGCAAUAACCAAGAUGUUGAUGUGGAAGAGCCCGAGGUAAUAGCAGCUGGCGCGACCGCAAAGCAAUGUGGACGGCCACUCGUCUCCGAUCAUGUGCGAUGCAAACCACUUCUGUUCCUAGACAAGCUGCAUGCUACCAUGGCGCGACAAAAUAGGACUCUGUCGUCAUUCUUUAUUCAACGCUCCACCUACUUUGCUUUUUUUGGGAAGGAUCUUGCGAUCUCUUGUGAGGCCAUGCGAGAUGCGCCCGAAGCACGAAGCGUUCAGGACGUAGGCAUGGACAUCGAGCGUGCAAGUGAAAUAAUUACUGCCUCCCCCCAGACUCGUGCUCGAAUGGAAAUUGCCUCGCGGGAAAGCGAAUGUCAGACGAAGCUGCGAACUGCACAAAGAGAGGCUGCGGAUGCUGAGUCACGGCUACAAAUGCUCUUGACCAAGGAGCGACAGCAAACGGAAAAGCUAGCUGGGCUCGAGGAUGCCAUAACAGCCCGCGCAGCUGAAUCAGCGGCGACUGAAAAGAACCUCCAAGACAAAUUUGAGAAACUGAAGCAACGGGAAGUGGAACAAGUUAUUCGGCUCGAGACCCUCGCGGCCAAAGAGCCAGAGCAACAUGCUCAUAUGAAGCAACUGGAGCAGGGUCGAGCGGACAUGGAGGGAGAUAUACGGCUGGAUUGUAUUGCCACGAACCUGGAAGCAACAGCUGAGGACGAGGAUGCAAGUGGGACGGAAAGACUGCUACAGGUAUCGGCGCAGCUUAGUGAAAAGCAGAACGAGCUGAACAGGCUAGAGGAGAUGGAACGUAACAAGCGCUUGGUCAUCCGACAAUUGGAGGAAGAGGAAGUGCGGUUACGUUCCUCCAUCGAUGAUCUGUCAAUGACAGUCAGAGCGCUCACAGAAGACGAACAGGCGAAAGGUGACUCGAUAGCGUCACUGAAAGAACAAUACCAGUCCACUAACAAGAAGCUCGUGGAGAAGGAGAUGGGCUUGCGACAGAAUAUUGACUUUCUAGAAGUAUGCCGAGAGCGCCUGGAGGCGGAUAUCAAAGCUGCCACGGAGGAGAAGGAUGUUUUGUCUCAAGCGCCUUUGGUGAAUUCUACGCGCGGGGGAAGCCAAGACAUUGAUGAGCUUCGGCAAGCUACCGAGCGACGCCAACCCUUGGAGAACGUACCAUUAUCACCAGGCGAAGGACGUGCGGAAGAAGAUGGAGCCGUCGGCUUAGAAUACAUGAUACGGGGUGCGUUUGACUCAGAGGAGGAGCAUCUGGCCCCAACGGAGGACAUACCACUACCACUGUUCUCAAGGGCAUUGCCGGCCGCCUCCGACAGGCCAUUGGAAGCACCGAUGGGAAAUCAGACGGAGGAAACUAUCGAGGUAUGA